AUGAGCGAGACUCAGAAUAAAGCCUCUACUAUUCGAUCUGAGGAUGUAGAUAGACAUCUACAGAUGUUUUUGAGAUUGAAACCUCUGAGGUUUGAGAGCACUAUUGAGCCCAGAGCAGCUGAGGAUUGGUUGAGGAGAUUGGAGAAGACCUUUGAAGGUAUGCAGUGUCAUUCGGACAGGAAUGUACCAUUAGCUAUUUUUCUGUUAGAUGGUGAGGCUGAGUGCUGGUGGAUGGGCCAGCAGGAAGAAAAGUUCCAAGGUAAAUUGAACUCUCUGAUCACUUGGAAAGAAUUUUUUGAAUUGGUAAGUACUUCUCCUGAGAAGUGCUACAAAUUUCUGAGGGGACUACAAGAUAGUCUGAGGCAACCCCUGGUACCAUUUCACAUUUCUGAUUUCUCUGAGCUUGUUGAGAGUGCUCGUCUGAUAGAGAAUGAUUUAAUGGCUACUCAGCAGCGGUGUACUGCUAGUAGGAAGAGAUUCGGUGAUGACACAUCUAGCAGUGGUUUUUCUGGGAAGAAGAGAUUUGCUUCUGGAGAUUCCAGGAGGAGUGGACAGUCAGGAUCCACUAUAGUUUCUGGUGGUGGUAGUACUGUUAGUUCUGGUUUAGUCAGUGGGGCACCUGUGUGUCAGACUUGCGGACGAUGA
Molecule: messenger RNA, 645 nt
Organism: Dendrobium catenatum
Lineage: Eukaryota; Viridiplantae; Streptophyta; Magnoliopsida; Asparagales; Orchidaceae
Exons: 2
Coding region: 1-645 (214 amino acids)
Source: RefSeq, a predicted model, not a curated record